Molecule: messenger RNA, 291 nt
Organism: Lodderomyces jiufengensis
Lineage: Eukaryota; Fungi; Ascomycota; Pichiomycetes; Serinales; Debaryomycetaceae
Exons: 1
Coding region: 1-291 (96 amino acids)
Source: RefSeq, a predicted model, not a curated record
AUGAAUAGUUCACAACAACAACAUGAACUAACUACAAUAUACAAUGAAUACUCAACAUACUUCACCAAUUGUUCUUUGAACUUAGACGCCAGAUAUUUAGAUUUAACCACGAAGGAAGGUGACAAAAUAAAAGUUACAGUAAAUAAUCAAGGUUGGUCAAUUAAAAAUUCGAAUAACAUCAUAUAUGAAACUUUUGAAUCAUUAAUGCAAGCCAUAAGUCCAUCAUUUAGGAAUCAGUUUGGAAAUGAGCUAGCCAAUAGAUUAAAUCAAUUACUACAACAACAAGAAUAA